Drosophila elegans is the source of this 9463-nucleotide messenger RNA. RefSeq names its product E3 ubiquitin-protein ligase lubel (gene LUBEL). NCBI's taxonomy places the organism in Eukaryota, Metazoa, Arthropoda, Insecta, Diptera, Drosophilidae. The record is from RefSeq and is a predicted model, not a curated record. Gene Ontology annotation, molecular function: K48-linked polyubiquitin modification-dependent protein binding; zinc ion binding; linear polyubiquitin binding. Gene Ontology annotation, cellular component: LUBAC complex. Gene Ontology annotation, biological process: protein linear polyubiquitination.
AUUGAGAUUUCAGUUCGCUGGGAGACGAUCGCCGAACGAGACCGUAGCUGAGUUUUCAUGUCGCGCUGUGGCCAGACAUAAGAAAUAUAUAUAUUCCUAUAUAUAUUCAUGUGCUACCAGCUGGCAGUGGCAGUUUUGAGUGCGGCAAGACGCGUCAAGUGAAAUCGAAUUAUAUAAGAGAAGAAACAAAUAAGGAUUAUCGAAAUUACAACGAGACGGCAACUACACUGCGAAAAAAUAAACAAAGAUGUCGACCUCACAUUUGCUUAACAAGAAUGUUCGCUCUAUGCCCUCAUGGGUGACCGAAGCGAAUGACCGCAUUGGACCGAAGCCACCGCCCACGCCUCCAAACGGAGUGGCUGGGGGUCUUCCCAAGGCUCCUGUCCUGCCGCCCAAGGCAAAAAACACGCCCGAGCCCGAUUACGAGAUCAUCGAGUUCUCAAACCAGCAGUACUCCAACGAACCGAUGAAGACCACAGUGAUUAGGACCAAGACACCAGACAACAAACUUAAGUGCACGCUGUGUGGUUCCCAGAAUCCCUGGGUGACCUGUGCCGAGUGCGCGGGUCAGAUAUUUUGUGCCUCCUGCGACGACAUGUUCCAUAAGCACCCGAAGCGCAAGCAGCAUGUGCGAAAGGCCGUGGAACAGGGAACGCCUCCGAUUCCCCCCAAGGUGCAGCCGGGUGGCGGGGCACCUGCCCCUGUGGCUCCACCACGUCGCAGCAAACGCGGCCUGCUGACUCCGUUCCUGGGCCGCAAGGAUCAGAUGCUGCCACCGCCCUCGCCCACGCCCUCUCACAAAUCGCUGAGCGGCUGGCGGGGAUCGUUUGGGGGCGGAGCCACGCCCCCAUUACCACCAAUUGCAAACGCCACUACCACCACCAUCACCAACCAGAUGAACAACCGACCGCUUCCGGAUCCACCACGCAGCGAAGGCGGGGGAUCUUCCAGGUCUGGUACCCCCAAGUCCGUGUUCGACACCAUCCAGCGGCCGCCGUCGGUGCAGCUGGAGAAGAUCAAGAGCAAGGCCAGCGCCACCCUGGACCGCAUGGCCAUCCUGCAGCAGCGGUACCGCCAGCAGAAGGCGCGACAGGACCUGAGUGCCAACAGCGAGCAGCAUUUGUCGAAUGGAGCCGGCUUCGAGCACUGGUCAAACAUUUCACCAUCGCCCUCGCAUUUUCGUUCCGGCAGCAUGUCAUCCGGUUUGAACUCAUCCCAUUUCGAUCUCUCGGAUGACUCACAAUUUCACAAUUCCUUGCUGCUCCAACAACGACAGGCAGCAGGCGCCCAGCGGCGGCAGAUGAGCACCUCAGUGUUCAACCUGAACACCAACCCCCGACGAACAUUGGCCGAAACCCAGAACGGCAGCGCAUGGCUCACCAACCAGCGCAUCCAGCAGGCGCAAUCGUUGGCGCAGCUAAACUGCGCCGGCUGUCAGCAGAGCCAGCAGCAUCCUGGCUGGGCCCAGCACCACCAGCACCACCAUCAUCCGCAGCACCAGCAUCCCGACCAAUGGGGUUCACAGUUCGGCUCCCAGCAGCAGUUCAACAACUCCAACCUGUCGCUCAACGUGGGACCGGGCUACAUGUCGCAGCAGCAUCAUCCGCACUACCCGCCGCCCGUGUUCAUGACCCAGCGGGGAAUGAUGCCCAACAUGUACCCGGGUGGGCCCGGCUACCCCAUGAUACAUCCAGGUGUCAUGGGCAUGCCGCCGUCAGCCGCCUCCAGAGCCGCUUCCCGUUCUCGGUAUGCCGCCUCCCCGACGCCCAGCCGCAAGUCCAUGUCCCUGCGACGCAAGCGCAACAGCUACGUGGAUGACGAGCUGACGGACGACGAGGACUCCGACCAGGAUGACCGCAGGUCCUUGGUCUCCAAUCGUUCGGGCAUGACGAGUGCCUCGCGCUCCCAGCAGCACCACCAGAGCCACCAGCCCCGUCAGCGGCGCCUCUCGAGUGCCUCCCAGUUGAUGGUCGGCGGUGAGUUGGACGGCGACCAGAGGCACGGGCUGAGGCAGCACAAGGUGCGGGACCGCCGGGGAUCCGUGGCCAAGUCCGUGCAGAGCGAGUGGCUGCCGGAGAGACGUGACACCAACGACGGAACCCUCACCAGAAGCAAGCCAGCCCAGCCAGACUCGGCCCGGACCAGUCGCAUUUACUCCGACCUGGAGUCGGAGGGCUCGGGUGCCCGUGCCCUGGUGCAGGCCAAGAUCCAGCAGAAGCUGCAGGAGGCCGAUCAGCACAGGUCCGCCAAAAAGGUCGACCAAAGACGAAAGCCCGAGAUGAAGGACGAGAACACACAGGCCGCGGCGGUGGUGCACAAGGUGACCACCGCAGCGCAGGAGGAGAGUGCCUCCGAAUACGAGGAAGUGGUCGAAGAGGUGACCGCCUCAGAGAGUGAGGUCGAGGCUCCAACUCAAGCCCCCGAUCCCCAAGAGGUCCCGCAGGAGAUUGAGUCCGACGAACUGGGCCCGCCGCCUUCCACGCCAGAUCACGAGUGGGAAUGCGAGUUCUGCACGUUCGUGAACGAGCCCAACAUCAAGAUCUGCUCCAUUUGCUGCAAGACCCCCAGCAAACCUCCGGUGCAACCCACCAAGGCCAAGCUGGUGGAGGAAAAACCACAGCCGCAAGCUGCAAAACCCAGUGCCAUUAGGGUGGUCUCCAAGCCGGAAGUCAAGCAAACGCAAAAGCCUGUCCUGAAGACCCAACAGUCCAGCGAAAAACCUAAUUGCACCGCAAGUAGUGCGACCAAGUCGAACCACGUCACCAGCAGAAGCUCAAAAAUAUCACCCACUAUUAACUCCAAGAACGCCUCGAGUAUUCCCGUCAAGACACCCGCGAAGUCAACACUGAAGACUUCGUCGGAGAACGAAUCUGAUAACUCACUGGCCAAGAGCCUAUUGCACAAAGAGUCCGUUGAAAACAUUUGGAAUACUCUGGAUGAGAGCAUACAGGCGCAGGCAGAGAAGGUACUCAAGAAGGCCCAGAAGGUCUCCACCGGGUGCGGGGGAACUCCGCCCCGGGAAAUAGCAGGCGUGGAAAUGGGGACCUCGCCGCCUCCUCAGAGUAUUUCCACACAAACCUACGACGCCCUGCCCUUUAACUCAAAGCCCGAGGAGACCUCGACAGGUGGCUUAGAUCGCUUUAGGACCCCAGAACCGAGUAAGAUGGAGCCACGCCCACACUAUCGCAGCAACUCCCAGCUACCGCAGGAAAACGAGCGGUAUCGCAGUGCCAAUGACCUGAGGUACCACGAUGGCAUUGGCUUGGAUCCCUACAGUGCCGGUCUUGUCACCAGACGGCCCAAUUUUAUUAACGAGCUGCGCAUGCUGCAACAUCAAACCUCUUCACCCUUCGACAUGCCCCUUGAGACAUUCGGCGUAAAGCACGAACCGGCCAGAGACCCGGAAACGGAGAUGCACAUCAUACUGAAGGAGCUGGAGCUGUACAAGUUCUCGGUGGAGGAACUGGAGGCGGCCCUGAAGUACUGCUCCCCCGACACGCAUCCCAUUCAGUGGUUACGCGACAACUGGCAGAAACUGGUGCAGACGGUGCAGAGUCUGUCCACUAAGUACGGUCAGGAAAGGGGCGAGAACACGAUCGGGAGCGUGUCCCAAAUGGAGGCCCGCGAGGCCCUGCGAAAUUCCGGGGGCAAUGUGUGGCAGGCGGUGGCAGACUGCAUCCAGCAACGACAGCAGAAGUACAGGAAACUGGCGGCCAAAGGCAACUUCCUGCGGGACGACAUCGUAAAUGCGCUGACGGCGCACCAAGGUAAUGUGGAUCAGGCGCUGGUGGAGCUGAAUCGCACGCAACUCAAGCCAUUUCUAAUGCGCAUCUGGGGCUCUCCGAAUGGCGUUGAGAAUGAGAGUGGCGCGGCCAUUGACACCAAGUCGGAUAUCCAUGACUUCCUCAACACCCAUGCCCUGGACUGCCUGCAGCCCCCGUUGGCCGGGGAGAGUCCCAAUCCCUUUGACCCACUGCGCCCUGACGACAGCCCUGUCAAGUCCACCUACGCCACGCCCAGUCCCUAUCAAAUGGAGGACAGCACCCUGAAAAACUUGGAGAUACUCAUCGGCAACAUGGAACAGAACCAGGCCAAGCAAAACCAGGAGGUGCUGCGAUCAAUCGAGAGCAUGCUGGACACCUUCAAGGGCAAGCCGGAGCUGGAGUACGAAACGGAUCCGGAGAUAAUGCGUAUCCUCACAAAGAGCCCCAUCAGCACGCUGAAGCCUGCUGGACCUCUUGAGGAUAAGUCCACCGAGGACGUGAAGAACUUCGUGUGGCAGCACAUUCAGGACAUUGUGCCCAAUCUGGUGCAGCAGGUUGAACAAGAGCUCAUGGAGAAGCCGGAGGUUACUGUUUCGGUUCAGGAAAGCCGGCCAAAGUUAGUGGAGCCUGAACCAGAUCUUGAGCCUGAACCGGAGACGGAGACGGAGCCCACACCCAGUGUAGAUCCAGCGGUCUACAUCAUGGAGGAAUUUAUUAAGCCGAAUUUAAGGGAAGCCAGCAUACGCGAAGAGCUCCCACCAAGUUUUAUUUAUGCCACAGAGAUAGCCAACUUCAAGUUGGAGUUUGAUCGUGGCACUGAACGAUGGCACGAGGCGGAGUGGGAAAGCAAGGAUCUUAAGGAUGCAGAACGUAUAGUAUACAAAAGCUAUAUGGCUCCAAAAGAGCCAAAUAAAGAUGAGGUUCAAGAGGUAGCUGUAAAAGGAUCAGCUAACUUGCUGCCAGCUGCGAAAAUACAGGAGGAAUCUGCUACAGAAAUCUUAAUCAACCCACAAAAGACUGAAACUAGCGAAGUAACAAGCCCACAAAUUAAAGCUUCCCCACAAUUGGAAAAGGAGGUGGUUAACGAAAAACUUUCACUACACACAAAUCUAGAAACUUCAGCACCUUCAGGAACUGCAGAAAUGAUCGUUAAAGAAGAAACCGCACAGCCAGUAAAGAAAAAUGAUAAAUCUAAUGAAACUAGCAUGAAAGUUGAGCUAAAUUUGUCAGAAUCACAAGCUCAGAUUGGUGAAAACCUUGCACAACUCACCAAUCUAGAAACACAAACAUCAUCUAUAACUGCAGAAAAGAUUGUUAAUGAAUCAAUCACACAACCAGCAACAGAAAACGGUGAACAGAUACCUGAUAAAAAUAAUUUGCAAAUUCGGGAAAAUAAAUCAGAAUUACAAAGCCAAAUCGAUGAACGGCCCAGCACAAGUAGGGAAGCCAAUAGAAGAAAUAACCGAUCCCAGCAAUCGAAAAAAGCCAGAUCGCGGGAUCAAAGUCAAAAGCCAACUAACCGCGUAAAACUACCAAAAGAUAAGGAACCGAAGGAACCAGAACCUAAAAAAGAGCAAAAAGAACAUCAUACGUCAGCUGAAAUAAUUGAGAAAAAGGAAUCCAAAGAAGAUGAUGUAUUCACUGAUACAAAACCUAGUUUAACUGAUAUUCAGUCUGCUGUGACAGCAACUAGUGCUGAAGCUCUCUUGUCCCCUAAAAACGACAUUCAAUCUGAAAAAAUAGCAAAGGAAUUGGUUCCCAAUCACAUUUUGGAUAUUUCCUCGCAAGACAACAUACCUCCACCACCCUCAGAUGAGUCCGAAAAUAUAUUGAUACAAAGUGAGGUAUCAACUGUUCAGGGACAACCAGAAAAGGACCAAGGGAUUGCUGGAUCUUCAGGCCCGAAUGAAGUACAGGUACCCAAUGAAUCCAGUAUUGAACACGUUUCUCUGCCAAGCAACCUUAUCAUUUCGGAACAAUCUGUAGAGACUACCAACAUAACGGAGGUAACUAAAGCUGUUACACAACCUCAAGAAGGAUCAAGUAUAGAGAAUGUGUCUUCAUCAAGCAAUUUACCUGAAAACGAUAGUUCAUUUGAAUCCGUCAAGACCAAUGAAGUUACUGUGGAAGAAACUCUCGCUUCCACAAUCCUUUCCUCCUCUACCACAAACGAAACACUAGUAACUGAUAGUGUAGAUAUAGCACCUAGUACCACAUCAACAGCCAACGAGUACAAGCGAAGUCCGAAGCGUUUUUCAAGGAUUCCCGUGAGAACCUUGAGCAGCAACAGUCUGCGAAGUGAGAGCAGAGCAAGCAACCGUACUCCAACAGCAACUGAUGAGAUCGAAUCGGAGGAGACCACCAGUGAAGAUCACGUUAAGGAAAGCGACAACUCUGUUGUCAGCCAGGAUAAUCAGUCUGAAAAGGAAGUCGCAGAAAGUGCUGUCCAACCAAAAACUUCAGAACAAGAAGUGCCUACUCCAAGUGCAACAGCUAUAGCCCUUACUCCCACAGACUCCGAUGAAGUAUUCGAGGAUGCACCCGAGUUCAGCAGCAGUGAAGGAACCAGACCCCACGACGAAGGCGCUUCUGAUGCAGAGCUCUAUAGCCUGGACAGCGAUGGUCAGCGGGCAGAUACCAAGUCCCCGGAGAACGAAGUGCUGCUCUUGCUGGAGGAGCAAUCCCUAAUUGUCAAGUCCAGCAGCGACGCUAGCAUUGGUUCGCAGUCAACCCAAUCGGAAACGUCCAAGGUUGUCCUCAAGGAGUUUAUUCCGUCCGGAGAUCCGGCCAAGCAAAACCUCAGCGAACUGGUCGAAGACACUCAGCGGCUGAUCAAACAAAUGCGCGAUGAGAUCAGCAUGGAUGAGUUCGAGUCCACCGAUGAAGACGAGUACUCCGACGAGUACUCGGAUGAGUACGACGAGGGCGAAGAGGAGGAGUGGUACGACAGCGAGGGCGAAGAGGAAGGCGACUUCGAUGGGGAGGGGGGCAAUACUUAUGGCGAGCACCCUUCCCAUAUAGAGGAUGCCUCCACCGGAGACGAGGGCACCGAGAUCGAGGACAUCAUGGAGGAGGACGAGGAUCAGCCGGAUGAAGUCGAGCCGCAAUCCACACAAAUCGCACAAGUCAUUGAGCCAGUCAUAUCGCCUACUGUAUCAGUCACGCCCACCAACACAGAAACUGAUUCGAUCGCACUCGCUGAGGUUGUUUCCUCCACAGGAAGCAGGAGCCUGGAGGCUCCUCAGUCGCAGACUUCUGAAGUGGAGCUGAGCCCUGUCCCUCGUACUGGUCAAGAGGAGGUGGAAGUACCACCUGUCGUGAUUGAGUCCGAAAGCCGACCUGCGGAACAACCUACUGAACCUGUGCUGGAAAUUCCCUUAGAAGUAGAAGAACCCAUUGAAUUGGAACCUGUGGAAGAACCUACUGCCCUGCCCAUAACACCCGGACCCCCCAUUGUCGAUUCCGAGUCCCGACCCGUGGAACUGCCCGUCGAAUCAGUACUGGAAGAGCCCAAAAAGGUAACCCCGAGCGUGAAAGGCAAAACUGGGGCCAACGGAACCAAAACAGCAAAGUCCACAGUCAGUAAAAUCCCCAAGCCCACCAACGAACCCACUAACAGCUCGAGUAGCACCACAACCCCAAACAAGAAGGUUCCGAUGCGCUCCAAGUCCUUCUCGGCGCCCAUGGGCAUUUCCUCGGUGAAGCGCAUUCAGGAGGUCUAUCUGCAAAAGCAGAGCUCAUCGAUUGGGGCCAGUCGAGUGCCGCUGAAGAGCAGUCCGACCACCAAGAAGUCCAUCAACGAUGCCAUCAGCAGGUUCAACUCUAACCACGCCGAAGGACCCAGCACCAGUGGAGCGGCGGCGGCGGCGGCUGCAGCGGCCUUGCUGAAGCCGCGAUCCCAGCCCCGGAUUCCCAAGAAGAAGUACCACGAGACCUGCUUCUCCGACGACGACUACGAGACCUCGGCCACGGAGGAGGAGCAGGAGGACCAGACCGGCCUCGACGAACCCCUGAAAGCAGAACUGCUAAAGCGUAAGCUGAGUAUGCCCGUCUUCCGGGCAUAUCCUAGUGUUCAAGAGCCUGUUAUUGAGGACCCAGCGAUCCUGGCACGGAAGUAUGUGGACCAGGAACUGGUGGCCAACAUCGCUGAGGCCCAGAUAGCCGCCACCUUGGUGAGCAUGAAGUUUACGGAGGACGUGGCCCUGUGGGCGGCCAGGGAGUGCUCGGACCUGGACCAGGCCAUCGCCAUGCUCCAGCAGGAGUGCGAGCUGUGCAUGAACAGUUUUCCCAUGAACCAGAUCGUCUCCAUGCUCAAAUGCCUCCACAAGUGCUGCAAACAGUGUGCCAAGAGCUACUUUACCGUGCAGAUAACCGAUCGCAGUAUCAACGACUGCAGUUGCCCGUUCUGCAAGUUGCCCGAACUGAGUAACGAGGCCCAUCAUGAGGACGAGCACCUGGAGUACUUCUCCAACCUGGACAUCUUCCUAAAGAGCAUCCUGGACAGCGACGUGCACGAGCUCUUCCAGCGCAAGCUGCGCGACCGCACCCUGCUGCAGGACCCCAACUUCAAGUGGUGCAUCCAGUGCUCCUCCGGGUUCUUCGCCAGGCCCAAGCAGAAGCGUCUGAUCUGCCCGGACUGCGGAUCUGUCACGUGUGCCCAGUGCCGGAAGCCCUGGGAGCGCCAGCACGAGGGCAGCAGCUGCGAGGCGUACCUGGAGUGGAAGCGCCAAAACGACCCCGAGCUGCAGGCCCAGGGCGUCCAGGAGCAUUUGGCCCAGAACGGCAUCGACUGCCCCAAGUGCAAGUUCCGCUACUCGUUGGCCAGGGGAGGUUGCAUGCAUUUUACCUGCACCCAGUGCAAGUUCGAGUUCUGUUACGGCUGCGCCCGACCCUUCAUGAUGGGCGCCAAGUGCACGGUGUCCCCGUACUGCGCCAAACUCGGUCUGCAUGCCCAUCACCCGCGCAACUGCCUCUUCUACCUGAGGGACAAGAUCCCCAUGCAGCUGCAGUUCCUGCUCAAGGAGCAGAAGGUCAAAUUCGACACGGAGCCCAUUCAGAGCCAGGACGAGUCCAGCAGCUCCUCCAAGGCCCGUGCCCAGGCCCGCUGCCCCAUCCCGCUGCAGAAGGAGACGCCGCAGGGCCUCGUCGAUACGGUGUGCAACACCGAAGUUCCGGAUAAGCACGCUGGCAUGUGUCGCACUCACUACGUAGAGUAUUUGGCUGGCAAGGUUGCCAAGGCCGGCAUCGAUCCGCUGCCCAUCUUCGAUCUGACGGACUGCGUCCAGGAGUUGCGUAGGCGUGGCAUCGCCCUGCCAGAGCGCGGACCCUGGGACACCGACGAGAUCUACAAGACCAUGUGCUCCGAGGUAAUUAAACAGCAUAUUCCCCUGAAGUCGGCAUAAGCGGCAGCAGAAGAUGGGAUGCCUGGAAAGCGGUCGACUGUUGCAAUUCUUCAUUGGUUUUCAUGAUUUAUGGCAAACACUUUUAUAGACAUUUUUAUACACCUACAUGCCCACGAAGCGAACUCCAGUCUUAGGCAGUUCUUGAGACACUAGGCAUUGCACCCCUUCAUCGACAGCCACUCAUCGCCCAGUAGUCUUUCCCACUUUGUUUAGUUACUAAGAGAUGAAAGUCCAGAACAGACCAACAAUCCGCACGUGUAACAAAGUGCAUCAAUAAACCGAACAUGUGAAAUACAA